UUUUUCGGGAGCUGCUCUCGGCGGCAGACGAGUUGCGAGGGCUGAUUCUUCCCCGGCCGCGGUUGCGGCGUCAGCGGAGGUGAGGCCGUCUUGGAUUGCCAGCCGGUCUCCGUUUCCCACCGCCGCCUCCACCACCACCGCCGUCAGAAGUCGGGCGCUUUACCUGUUGCUGCUGCUGGCGUCGCUCCCUUCUUGCCUGCCCUUCCCUUCCCUUCCCUGUUCUCUUUAGUCACCCGCUGAGUCGCUGCUUCCUCUUCCUCACCUGGGCCCCGCCGCCCCUUCGGACCUCGGCGCGCUCAACGUCUUGCACCUCCAGGCUACUUCAGCUUCUGUCCCGUUUUCCUCUCGCCGCCUUACCCGCUUCCCUCUCUCCUUCUGGCUCCCGAUACACCCGGCUUGCAUUUUUCGUCUUCCCAGUGUUCUGCUCUUUCUCAGGCCUUUCUGACUCCGGAUCUUUCUGCUUCCUUCCCUCGUUCCCUAAAACCCAUGCCUGUAGUGCCUAGUCCUUUCUUCCACUUGAUUCCAUUAUCCCAUGACUUUUCCACCUUCUCCUUUGUCUGUGGCCGGCCCCCCAGUUCUUUGGCUUCUGCCUUAAGACCCCAGCCAUUUUACUCCCUCUCUGUGGAGUCAGCCUUGGGGACCUCGCUUCAAUCCCCUCUAUAACUCCUUAUGCACCCCACUCACCACCUGCAGUCUCCAUUUUUCUGCCCUAGCCCACUUAAUGCCUCUACUCCUUUCUUCAUCUCCAUAUGCUUUGUUUCACUUCCUGUCCCACCCUCCUUAUGCCAAGUUGAAACAGUGAAGGGUGGGCUUCUUCAGAGGCUUGCCUUAUAACUCUCAAUGUUGAACCUGAAAUCGAUGUGGUUACCACCACCACCUUGACCAUGGCUUUGCUGGGCCCUGAGGGAUCUGCCGAAGGAACUUUGGGAAUCGGUGGCACCUCCAGCCCACUCUGGACUGUGCUGUAUGACUAUGAAGCCACCGGGGAAGAUGAGCUGAGUUUGCGGCGAGGGGAAAUGGUUGAAGUUCUCUCUAAAGAUGCAGCAGUCUCCGGAGAUGAUGGCUGGUGGGCAGGCAAAAUCCACCACCGCCUUGGUAUAUUUCCAGCCAACUAUGUGACUUACCAGCCAGGAUGUUAUCAACAUCCCCAGCUAGGGUUCUUGGAGAAGCCAGGGCAUAAAGCCCAAAACCUAGCUGUGAGUGAUGGGCAUCCAUGUGGUGGUGACCGCAUGGGUUCUUUAGUGGAAAUUGACUUCCAGCAUCUGGAAUUACAAGAGAUCAUUGGGGUUGGUGGCUUUGGUAAAGUUUACAGAGCUAUAUGGAAGGGCCAAGAAGUAGCAGUGAAAGCAGCCCGGCAGGACCCAGAUGAGGACAUCAUGGCCACUGCAGAGAGUGUGAGGCAGGAAGCAAAAUUGUUCUCUAUGUUGAAGCAUCCCAAUAUCAUUGAACUUCAUGGUGUAAGUUUGCAGGAGCCAAACCUCUGCCUGGUCAUGGAGUUUGCCAGAGGAGGACCCCUCAAUAGAGCAUUGUCAGGUGCUUCACCCACAAGCAGUGGCAGCCACUGGGGCCAUCGCAUACCUCCUCAUAUACUGAUCAACUGGGCAGUACAGAUAGCUCGUGGAAUGCUUUACUUACAUGAAGAAGCCAUAGUUCCCAUCCUUCACAGAGACCUCAAGUCAAGCAACAUUCUUUUGCUUGAGAAGAUAGAGAAUGAUGAUAUUCAUAACAAAACUUUGAAGAUUACAGACUUUGGCUUGGCUAGAGAGUGGCACCGAACAACCAAAAUGAGUGCUGCAGGAACUUAUGCAUGGAUGGCACCUGAAGUUAUCAAGUCAUCCAUGUUUUCUAAAGGAAGUGAUAUCUGGAGUUAUGGCGUUUUGCUGUGGGAACUGCUUACGGGAGAAGUUCCUUAUCGUGGCAUUGAUGGUCUUGCUGUGGCUUACGGCGUUGCUGUCAAUAAGCUUACUUUGCCCAUUCCAUCCACCUGUCCUGAACCAUUUGCUAAACUAAUGAAAGAGUGCUGGGCGCAGGAUCCUCAUAUCAGACCAUCAUUCACCUUGAUUCUUGAGCAACUUACUGCUAUUGAAAGCGCUGUGAUGACUGAAAUGCCUCAGGAAUCUUUCCAUUCCAUGCAAGAUGACUGGAAACUGGAAAUCCAACAGAUUUUUGAUGAAUUAAGAACCAAGGAAAACGAGUUGAGAUCACGAGAAGAAGAGUUAACAAGAGCUGCUCUUCAUCAGAAGUCUCAGGAAGAGUUGCUGAAACGGCGUGAGCAACAGCUAGCAGAGCGGGAGAUUGAUGUACUGGAAAGAGAACUAAAUAUUUUGAUAUUCCAGUUAAAUCAAGAGAAGCCCAAUGUGAAGAAGAGAAAGGGAAAGUUCAAGAAAAGCCGAUUAAAACUUAAAGAUGGGCAUAGAAUUAGUCUGCCUUCAGAUUUUCAGCAUAAGAUAACAGUGCAAGCUUCCCCAAAUUUAGAUAAACGAAGAAGUUUAAACAGUAACAGCUCUAGUCCACCAAGUAGCCCCCCAAUUAUUCCCCGUCUUCGAGCUAUACAGUUAACCUCAGAUGAAAGUAACAGAACAUGGGGAAGAAGCACAACUUGUCAUCAGGAAGAAUUUGAAGAAGUGAAACGAAGUUUUAAAAAGAAAGGUUGUACGUGGGGACCAAACUCAGUUCAAACAAAAGAGCGUACUGAAUGUAAAGAAAGACCCCCUGUCUUUGGAAGCAACUCCAAUCCAGCAGAAGCUUCCACUGGAGGAAGAGGACUGGAGAGAGUAAGACCCCUCUCAGAUGGCAGUAGUCCUUGGUCAACACUUUUGAUGAAGAAUCAAAAAGGUGUCCCAUUAGCUUCUUUGUUCAUGGACCAAGAGCAGAAACUUUCCUCCGAAGGUCUGGAUACUAAGCGACCAAAGCAGUUAAAAUUGCCAAAUCAGGCCUACGUUGAUCUACCUCUUUGGAAGGAUGACCAAGGACUAAAUUCUGCAGAACAAGAGAGUUUCGAUGAAGCAAAUUCUGCAAGUUCUGCAAAUAGCACUCCACAAAUGACCCCUACAAACAGUCUUGGUAGAACAGUGCAGAAAAAUAAAACUGAAUCUGUGUUAUAUGGGUGUGCUGUCCUUCUUGCAUCCAUAGCUCUGGGCUUGGAUAUCCGCGAGCUAAACAGAUCGCAGGUUCCAGAUGAAGCCCUGCCCAAGGAAGAAAAGAAAAAGCGUGAUGGACUCUUCCAGCGAGCUUCUAAGUUUCGAAGAAGUGCAAGCCCUGUGAGGCUGCAGGCCAAAAAAGAGGAGACACACAUCCCUUCACUCUGUCCUUCUGCAAGUACUGUGAAUCUUCUGUCUAUGUCUUCUGUUUCCACGAAAUGCCUCCUUCAGUCUGAUAGCGAAGAUACAGUUGUGAACAUACCACGCAAUAACAAAGAUGUACCUGCUGAGCAAUAUUUGUCUGAAAGCCAUGUAAGCAAAAGAGGACACUUGGUCAAAGAUGAUCUUGCUAUCGCUUCUAGUUUGCCGUCUCCCAGUGUUCCUCUGAAGCAAAAAACUCAGUGUAUGGCAAAUGCUUCUUCCUCAAAAGGGAGAGUUUGGAGUCACAGGCGGACCAUGUCAGAUGGAAAUCCAUGUCAGUCUACAACUAAUGGAAUUGCCAAUGGGGCUCCAGAGGUUCCGCAUACUCCACCUCUCCAACAGAAAAGUUUCUGCAGUGAUCCUUCACCUGUAAAGCAAGGAACUGUCAAUAUUAUACCAAGACCUCGACCAUCCUCUUUAAGAAUCCGGCUGGAUCCGUGGCAGGCAGUUUCACAAAGUGUGAAGUCAAGCCCUUUUGUGGUAGAUAAUUUAGAGGGUGAUAAAGGACGUACAAAAGCUAACCUGUUGACGGAUGCCAAGGAGAGAACUAAGUCCCAUAUGCCCUCUUUACUUGAUAUUGAUGUAGAAGGUCAAAACAGUGACUCUACUGUGCCUUUGUGUAGGAUUAAGAGUAAAGCAUGUCGACCAUCAAUAUAUGAACUAGAAAGAGAAUUCUUGUCUUAAGUGCCUUGUAUUUUUAAUGUUUUUAAAGAGACAAAUAUGUAAUGAUUGUUAUGUGUGCCUGUGAUGACUUUAUGCUACCUUUUUCUAAAUUUUACAAUCAGUAGAACUGGUAUUGUACCAGACAGAUACUAAAUAUGGAUAUAAUGUUAAAAGGGAGGGAUGCUCUCCAACCUCAUCUGUAGUGUUGAUGUUGAAGAACGGUAUUCUGAAUGAUAAUCAAUACAUUUCGCAGAAUUUUAGUAUACUUUCCCCUUUUUGUUAAAUGUCAAGAUCACAUGCACACACACACACUUUUUUUCCCUACAGCAGUUUCAAGUUUGUCUUUAGUGUUAUAUUUCAUUAACAAUAUUAUCUGCAAUAUUUUAGAUCUCCAUUGUAGUCCAGAGAUAUUCUGCCUGUCACCAGCUUUUAGGAAAGAAUGCUCUUGUAAACUGUGACUUUCUUGAGAUGCUGUUGUGAAAGUGUACUAUGCUUUCUUGAAUACAGAUAUGGUAGAGACUACAUUUAGUAAAUAGCCACACUGGACAAUUUUAGGACACAGCUGUGAUAUAAUAACAGUUAAUGUUCCCUUAAUUACAAUAAAGGUAGAAUUUUCCUAAAGUAAUUGCUCCUAAUUAAACCUGAAGUUAUACAGAAAUAUGCAUGUUUGGGGUCACAAUUUUCAGUUGAAACAUAUUUUGACUAGGCAAUCUUAAGACAGUAAUCUGGUAAAAAAAAUAAGUUUCAUAUGCACUACCAGGGCGUUAUGGAGUGAGACACAGCAACAAUGUAAAUUAAGCCACUCUAGCAUAAUGUCAAAAGCUUCCACUACCUUGCUGAUUUCCUCAGGGGAUUUUUUUUUCCUGGAGAAAUCAGGAUACCAAUUAACGUUUUUCACAUUGUGCUCUAAGAGUUUAUGCUAGCACAAGGUCAUUUAUAUUGGUAUUUAUGUCCUGUUGGAUAUUGCUUUUGUUAUAUUUUGGCAAAGGUAUGUGUAUACCUAUACAUCCUGUUAAUAAUAUAUUGUUAGUAACCUGAUCACAGUUACUAAAUCAAGACCAACUUGCUUUAAUAAAUGUAAUAGAAACAGAAAAGGGCAUUUUAAAAUGAGCUUUGUUCUGUUCAUUGUACUUAAUGUCCACUGCAAAUGAAAAUAUUAGAGAAUCUCAAUUAUUAGGAAACUUUCAAUGGAAUAAGUAUUUCAUAUAUUUGUGCCAGCUGUGGCAAUGCUCAUUAUUUGAACAUGUCAGUAUAUAUAAGAUCUGAGUUCAUAUUCAGUGUCAUUAAACACAAAUUAAUUAUUGGUCAAAGUGCACUUGAAAGUGAUAACAUGAGCAAUUUAAUUUAAAUCCUGUUCUGGCCAGUUAGAAUGUUACAGUAUUGGUGCUAAAUGAAUUCUUGAAGGCAUUAUUAAGGUCGUAAGUUUUCUGGAAUUGAUUCUCCUAAAUUCUUCAAAAGUUGUGUCACUUUGGUAUAUUAAUAAGUGCUUCACAAAUGAAGAUGGGUGGUAACAAACCAUUUAUCUGCUGUAUUUGUGGGACAUUGUUUGAAAGGUUUUGGCAAAGAUCUAAACAUUGCAGUGCAUGAUUGGAAAGGGCUUCCUUGUGUAUGUGUGCUCUAAGCUUACCUGCAUGUAGCCUUUGAUUGUGAUGAAUUUCACUCUAGAAAGUCCUCUCACAAAUGAGAGCAGCUUGCCGGGAGGGACCACAGUGGGGAAAGAGGGUAAAGAAGCACCACUGAACACAGGGAGUGACCCUGCCCAGAGACAUUUCGAUUCCACCCUUUUUCAUUCCUUAAACAUUAGAGGUUGGAUUAACACAUCACAAAGUUUUACGGUAGUGCCAAGUAUUAAAAGUGCUGCCCUCUGCUCCAAAGCCAUAUUCUCUAUUCAUUUAAAGUUCAUGAUGAUAGAUUUGUUAAUUAUAAUGGGUGUGAGUUGCAAUAGUGUAUUUGUGUUCUGCUGAUGGUGACAUGUAAAAGUAAUUUGUGCAAAAUGGCUUGGAAUAAGCUGAGAAGAAGAAAUUACCAAUAUUUCUUUUGACUCAAAGUAUUAUGUCUACUAAAAUGUUAUGGCACACUGUCUGCUAGUUAUAAUUGUUCUUGUGUUUGUAUAGUAGGUAAUAACUUAAGAGUUUUGUUUUUAGUAAUAACUCUUUCUAUCCAAUACUUUGGAUAGUUCUGUCAUUUUCUGACAAACAGUAGCUUUUGAAAGCCUCAUAUGCUGUGCAGUAGUUUUUAAAAUUGCCCCUUUAAGUCAGGUACAAUUUAAUUGAAUUUUAGAGUUUUAUCAUUUCAAAUUUAAUUAUCUGAUUCUUUGUGUAAAGAUAGGUCACAGUUGUAUAGGAAAGUCUGGUAAAUCAUGCAUGUAGUUGGUAUAUUUGAUAUGUGAGGCAAAUUCUAGAGACUCUAGGUGUAGUUUCUUUUUUCUGGAAUGAGAUAGUAAGCCCUGGUUUGCAUGUAACACCAGCCCAUGGUAUGGCUUUUUGAAUUCUGGGUUGUUGUGUGAACACUGAGCACAAACAACCCAGAAAGAAAAUAGUUUGUUAUUGGGUUGUGAACUGUGGAUUAUUUAAAACAUGCAUUGUUAUGUGUGAGCCCAGAACUGUGGGUUGUUCAUGAGUUGUUUUGCCUGGCUACAGGAACAGUAGACAGGUCUGUCUGUCUGUCUUUCCUUCUGUCUGUCCCUGUCCCUUUGCCAAUACUACAGUACAGCAAAAACAUUUGGAAUACAGGGAGGGAAUGGUAAAAGAGGAGAGCAAAAACAUCUCAGGAAUUGAGAGGACAAACCAUAGUUUGUUCAAUCAUCUAUGAGACAAAUUAUGUGUAACAAACCAUAAGAUAUAUAAAUCAUGUUGAUGUUAUGUACAAACCAGGCCUAAUAAUCUCAUCCUAAAGAGGUUAUCUUUGCCUUCUCCAUGAAUCUCUCAGGAUGCAUAGUCAAAUACCUUGGGCUGGAACCAGACUUUACUCCCACUGGUAGAAGGGGAGAAGAGACUUUAGCCAUUUACUCUUCUCCUUGCAGCAAUUUGUGCCCUGCAAAAGCUUGUUCUUUCUAGAGCAGAUUUUCAAAGCGUAAUGACAGACUUAAUAACAGUAUCCUUAAGUCUGUCAUUCGCAUAACAGCGAAUGACAGACUUAAUAACAGUAUCCUUCCCAUUCGGCUCUCUGGAGUCAACUGCAGUCCCACCCCGUCACUACCUACAAUAGAUCAAACAUUUUCCAUGGAUCUUCCGUUUAAUCUUCCCACCAUGGAAGAUUUCACAAAAUCUGACUGCAGACCCUUAUAAAUGGGAUCUGUUUUUAAUUUCAUCUUCACAGUUAAUUUUGACAUGCAGUGUAGGAAGAAGGAUGAGCACAUUUUAAAUCAGAGUACCUUAGAUAUGCUUGACUUUGGCAAGAUUGUGCGUUACAUUCUGAUUUCUUGAGAAAACUAUAUUGCUCAAAAGGUAUGUACCUGCCUGUCUGAAUAUUUAUACCUAUGCAGAAUUCUGCAUUCAUGUAAACAAACAAUUAGUCCCAAUCAUCUGUGAUGAUAUCUAGAUCAAUAAGUUGAAAUAAAUGUAAGAGAUAGUUUUGCAUGGUAUAAGGAGAAAUCGUGUGAAUUGUCUCCAAUAAAAAGGUUCUGUGUGUCAGAAAAUUUUAAA
This is a messenger RNA of Varanus komodoensis (Komodo dragon), 7648 nucleotides long. It is a transcript of the gene MAP3K21, whose product is annotated as mitogen-activated protein kinase kinase kinase 21. The record is from RefSeq and is a predicted model, not a curated record. Gene Ontology annotation, molecular function: ATP binding; protein binding; JUN kinase kinase kinase activity. Bases 885 to 4025 code for a protein of 1046 amino acids. The transcript is spliced from 11 exons. NCBI's taxonomy places the organism in Eukaryota, Metazoa, Chordata, Lepidosauria, Squamata, Varanidae. Gene Ontology annotation, biological process: protein phosphorylation.